This is a messenger RNA of Lytechinus variegatus (green sea urchin), 3306 nucleotides long. Its product is annotated as cell division cycle protein 20 homolog. The transcript has 9 exons. Gene Ontology annotation, cellular component: anaphase-promoting complex. Lineage: Eukaryota; Metazoa; Echinodermata; Echinoidea; Temnopleuroida; Toxopneustidae. Gene Ontology annotation, biological process: anaphase-promoting complex-dependent catabolic process; positive regulation of anaphase-promoting complex-dependent catabolic process; positive regulation of ubiquitin protein ligase activity. Gene Ontology annotation, molecular function: protein binding; anaphase-promoting complex binding; ubiquitin ligase activator activity. Bases 1 to 1584 code for a protein of 527 amino acids. The record is from RefSeq and is a predicted model, not a curated record.
AUGUCUCACUUCUACACCGAGCUAGAGAAGCUGACCAAGUUGGAUGGUCCGACGGGCGGACCCGACAUGAGGUGGCAGAGGAAGGCCAAGGAAGUCAACGGCUGCGGGAAUGUAUCCAUGAACAAGAGUCUCAACAAGAGUCUCAACACCAGCUCCAUGUCUCCCAUGAAGGUGUCUAACAGAUCUUUUAGUGCCGCCAAAACACCUUCCAAGACUCCUGGAGGAACCAUCAGAUCAAAAACACCUGGAAAAGGAAAAUCCAAGACCCCAACACGGACCCCAGGUGGAGACCGCUUCAUCCCCAACAGGAGUGCCACCAACUUUGACCUGGGUAACUUCAAGCUCCAUGAUCAAUCCUGUAACAUGGGUGAGAACACUGACCCAUCCCUUAUGAGCCCUUCCAAGCUGGAGUAUCAGAAGGCGAUGUCGGAGAACCUGAACGGCGAUCUCAUGAAUGCCAAGAUCCUCUGCUAUAAGAACAAGCCUCCCAGUGCACCUGAAGGCUAUCAGAACAACUUGAAGGUGAUGUAUUCUCAUAACAAGACACCCGGUUCAACCAAGAAGCCUGUCAGACAUAUACCCCAACAACCUGAACGCAUUCUUGAUGCCCCGGACAUGCUUGAUGACUACUAUCUCAACUUGCUAGACUGGAGCUGUCACAACCACCUUGCCGUUGCCCUUGCUAACAAUGUAUAUCUGUGGAACGCAGCCAGUGGGGACAUCAAGCAACUCAUGCAGCUAGAGGGACCAGAGGACUACAUCAGCUCGGUCAGCUGGAUCACAGAAGGCAACUACCUGGCCGUGGGAACGAGCUCUGGAGAUGUUCAGCUUUGGGAUGUAGAGAGUGCUAAGAGGUUAAGAUGUAUGCAGGGACAUGCAGCAAGAGUUGGUUCACUCUCGUGGAAUUCCUACAUCCUCAGCAGUGGUUCACGUAGCGGCAACAUCCACCACCAUGAUGUGCGUGUGGCCCAAUUCCAUGUUGGUACCCUGGCUGGCCACACCCAAGAAGUAUGUGGUCUCAAGUGGUCCCCCGACGGGCGGUACCUGGCCAGCGGUGGCAACGACAACCUUCUCAAUAUCUGGCCCACGUUCUCGGCCACGCCCUGUAAUGUCCCCAUUUACACACUCAACCAGCAUCAGGCGGCAGUCAAGGCACUAGCAUGGUGUCCAUGGCAACCCAGUGUAUUAGCCAGCGGAGGAGGGACAGCUGACAGACACAUCAGAUUCUGGAAUAGCAACACCGGUUCUUGCCUCAACAGUGUCGACACCAAGUCACAGGUUUGCGCCCUCUUGUGGUCAAAAGAACAUAAGGAGUUGAUAUCGGCCCACGGCUUUGCCCAGAACCAGCUGGUCAUAUGGAAGUACCCCACCAUGGUUAGAAUAGCAGAACUUCUAGGUCACACCUCACGCAUCCUCCACAUGUCCAUGAGUCCUGAUGGCACGACAGUUGUCUCUGCUGCUGCCGAUGAAACCCUGAGACUCUGGAAGUGCUUCGCCGUUGACCCCAAGACCAAGAAGGAGAAGAGCGCCAGCUCGACAAAGCUGCCCAGAAACAGCAUCAGCAAAAUGCAGAAUAUUCGCUGAAAAGCAAAGAAUGUAGAGACACUUGUGCUCAUAUCAGGGAGUGCGUUGAAGCCGUUUGGGAAAAGAGUGGUCCUGUACCUGGGCCGUUCUGGGUUCCACAUCUCUAAGGUCUGCAAUCAAUCGCUGGAUGUCAGUUGAGAUUUUAGUUGAUUGCAUGUGCAUUUUGUUCAAACCACUGACAAUAAUGUUGAUAAUGAUGUGAGUCAUCAGGAGCAGUUCAUGAAAGGAAUUGUCAGAUGUUUUAUCUGACAAAGUCUCCUUAUUUCCUAUGGCCAAUAAUCAUAUCAGAUAUCAGCUAUCUUAUUUUGUUAGGACAAGCACUUCCGGUAGCAGUAAGCGCAGUAGCUGAUCAGCACUACCGUUUGCAGCUAGCUAGCUCAACUUAUUGUGAAUGUGCAGAUUUCAUCGUUUCUUUAGUUCUUAAGAAAUUUUAAUUUGCUUGCGCAACCAUAGAUCUAUUUCGAGCAAUGUGUACCUUUGGGGGGUGGGAAGCAGCGAUUAGUUGUUUGCACUAUGAUUUACCCCUUAUAGCACAUCCAGGUACUUGGUAGGAAAUUUUUGCUAUCGAUAGUUGAAUUAUUGGCUGUAUAUGAUAAGGGAAUUACCACAAUAACUAACAUGCUUCUUAGCCAUUAAAAAUGAUGUCAUGUAAGGUGACAAACGUCGAUUAAAACCUUCCGGGAUGACGGAAUAGUUUUCCAGCCAUCGCAUUGCAAUUUGCUCCGCAUCUUGUUAUGACUGCUACACAAAAUUUCCUUUGCGUAGAAAUUAUUUUCACAGGACUGUAAUGAACAUGUAUGAAAGCUUUUCUCCGACAACUGUAAAUGCUAAUCAAAUUUGAGAAGAAAAUUUUUCCCUGCUAUUAAUAAGGAACUCGUACUUAUUAUCUUGCAUUUUCUCAAAAAAUUAUUUUAAAAACCUUUAUUUUUCUUAGAAAAGGAAUAUGUUUUGAUCAGUGUCAUGUUGCUACUAUCAAUUAAGAAUUGAUGCUUUGGGUAUGCAAUCUUUUUAUCAUCCCUUUUAUUAUUACAUGUAUAAAAGUUUGCCAGCAUAAAGUACCAAAAAGUGUAAUCACUUUAUUGCACAAUAUUGUACAUGCAGUUUUUCAGGAUAGAGGUUUAACAUGUGUUGGGUUAUGGUAUUCGAAUCAUGGUUUAUUAUUACAAGUUCAAACAUGUACUGUUAUAUAUUUUAUAUUUAUUUCCAAUUUUAUUGCCAAUUUAAUAUCCAUGUUUUACAAUGUUUCUUAUUAGCUAUGUGUAUUUCAUUCUACUCCGACAGGAAUAUUGUGGUAUGAUGUUUUUUCUCAAGACAUCAAUUUCACAUCUUUUAACAAAAUCAUUUUAUGAAUUAUAGAAAAGAAGGGUUUCUUGACUCUCCAUUGUUUUAUUCAACUUGUUUUAACCAACUUAUCAUGUGUAUUUAUGUUAAUCUUUCUUUAUCCUUUAUCUCUCAAUUUUCUUACAAAAUGUUAGAUUCAAACUUGAUUAUGAUUUCAUACACACUUCUAACAAGAUCCAAUUAAUAGGAAGAUAAACUAACAUGAAUAUUAAACAUAUUUCUUAGAAUAUUUAUCAGCAAUAAUGCAGUUGAGGAGAAAACAUACAAGACUGUCACUAUCUCCUUUUGACCAAUUCUCAUUACGAAAAAUGUAAAUAGAGUUCUGUAAAAAGCCAUGAUAAACAAAUAAUAGAAUGUACAAAUAAUAUUUUGUAAUCAAAA